Lobosporangium transversale is the source of this 984-nucleotide messenger RNA. RefSeq lists its product as hypothetical. NCBI's taxonomy places the organism in Eukaryota, Fungi, Mortierellomycota, Mortierellomycetes, Mortierellales, Mortierellaceae. The transcript has a single exon. The record is from RefSeq and is a predicted model, not a curated record. The annotation marks the transcript as partial.
UACUCUACAACUAGGCCGACAUCAUUCCUCGGGGCACAAAGACUCCGGAACCCUGUACACCAGCCAGAGCAGUCAAUAGCGACAACGAAUUCAUCAAGUCCUGUGACACCCAGAUUAUCCACUUAUAUGCCUAAUAAUCCCACGACCGUUAUGCCUUCAAUACCCCUAGUUCCUGAUAGCAUAGUUAAUAGGCAAAUUAGCACGGCAUCUAGUGUCCUGGAAAAGCUUUCAGUUUCUCAGUUCUUAAAGCCUGUGACGUGGGACCAACUUCCGCAUCCAGAUCUCGACAUUGACUUGGAUCCUAGCGCAUUGGAUGACGAGCCAUUUUUUGCCGAACAAUGGACAGAUAUGGUUAUGAGGACAGCUGAGGCUGCCGCUGCGAAUAUGUGGCUGGCUUUAGGACAAGAGAAGGAAGAAGAGCGUUAUCUAGAGAGGAUGGCAGGGUACUACACAAUCCCACAAGCAAAUGGUAGAAAGGAUGGUGAAAGCGGUGGUGGGUUCGAAUGCGAGAUAGCAAUGGAGGAAGGGCAUCGCGAGAGUGUUGAGCAACUCGUUGACCAAAUCGAUGGGUUCAGCCUUCCAUCCUCGUUGCCAGUCGCGGAAGACCACAAAAAUGAGGAAGAUCAAAAUGUUGUUAAUAAUAUUGAGCAUGUUGGUAUUUCGGGUGAAGAAAGAGGGCUUGUGCUUCGACAGCAGGAUGCGCAGCCAAAUGCGCUUUUAGCACCAUGGCAGGAAGACAUUUCAUUGUGCCCACCUUCCGCUUCAGCCGUAUCUGAUCGUAAUGUCGGCCUAGGUCACCAUGGAUCAAUCUCAAUGUCAACUGCAGAUAGCAGACAGUACAGGUCUUGGCCAGCAUUUGCCUUGAGCUCAGUCAUGGCUGCGAGAGCUGCAGCCUCUGCUGCAGCUGCGGAUGCUACGUCCGCUGUCAACAGUUUAUUGUACGCUAGGCGCGUUCGGCGUGACUACGACAUGAUGUGCCGGUAG